Gloeophyllum trabeum ATCC 11539 is the source of this 1137-nucleotide messenger RNA. RefSeq names its product FMN-linked oxidoreductase. Gene Ontology annotation, molecular function: NADPH dehydrogenase activity; FMN binding. The record is from RefSeq and is a predicted model, not a curated record. The transcript has 4 exons. NCBI's taxonomy places the organism in Eukaryota, Fungi, Basidiomycota, Agaricomycetes, Gloeophyllales, Gloeophyllaceae. The coding region runs from base 16 to 1137 and encodes 373 amino acids.
CCCAGCAAAGCCAGCAUGCCCACAUCCAAGCUAUUCGAUACCAUCCAAAUUGGCGACCUGACCCUCGCGCACCGCAUCGUCCUCGCGCCCCUAACCCGGUGCCGCGCGGACGCCCAGUCUGUCAUCCGUGCCGACCUCGCAGCUGAAUACUACAGCCAACGGGGGAGCGCCCCCGGCACGCUGCUCAUCACCGAAGGCACCUUCAUCUCGCCCCAGGCUGGCGGGCGCCCCUUCUCCCCCGGGAUCUGGAACGCCGCGCAGGUGGAUGCAUGGAAGAAGGUGGCAGACGCCGUGCACGCGCGCGGCUCGUACAUAUACAUGCAGCUGUACGCCAUGGAGCGGCAGGCGGACGCAGCCGUGCUCCAGGAACAAGGGCUGCAGGACGCGUUUGCGGGCCCCUCGCCUAUCCCCCUCAAGCACCAGCCCGAGCCCGUUCCCCGCGAGCUGACUGUCGCGGAGAUCAAGGAGUACGUGCAGGCGUUUGCGACGGCUGCCGAUAACGCCGUGCAUAAGGCGGGCUUUGACGGUGUGGAGGUCCAUUGUGCGAAUGGAUACCUGCUCGACCAGUUUUUGCAAGACACCGCGAAUCAGCGUACGGAUGAGUACGGCGGGUCGAUAGAGAACCGGGCACGGUUCUCCCUGGAGGUAAUCAAAGCCGUCACGGACGUCGUGGGAGAGCGAAAAACCGCAGUGAGGAUCAGUCCAUGGAGCACAUAUGGAGAUAUGCGUAUGCAGGACCCGCGCCCGACGUUCGAGUACUUCAUCUCCCGCCUGCGGGAUGAGUAUCCCGACAUCGCCUUCCUGCACAUCAUCGAGCCGGGCAUUGUCGGCGCUGGCACUGCUGAGCCGAUCAGCGAGGACGAGUCGAACGACUUCAUCCGCGAGAUAUGGCAGCCCAGGCCGAUCAUCAGCGCUGGUGAGUAUCGCUGCAAGACGGCGUUCGAGGCGGCGGACAAGUAUGGAUACCUGAUCGCCUUUGGACGGGCUUUCCUGGCGAACCCCGACUUACCCUUGCGAAUGAAGCAGUCGCUACCCGUCAACCCGCCCAACAGAGCAACAUUCUAUACACAGGGAGCAGAGGGCUAUAUUGACUAUCCUUUCGCUACGAACCUUCCCGGCAUAAUCAGCGCGGCUUAG